Messenger RNA from Oryzias latipes (Japanese medaka), 4214 nucleotides. NCBI's taxonomy places the organism in Eukaryota, Metazoa, Chordata, Actinopteri, Beloniformes, Adrianichthyidae. The record is from RefSeq and is a predicted model, not a curated record.
AUGAGCAGCGCUACUCCGGCUAGGAAGCCGUACAGGAAGGCUCCACCCCAACAUCGCGAGACACGUCAUGCCCCAUCCAGCACGCCACCACCGCCGCCUCAGCCAGACGUUGGCCAGGUAAACAAAUGCACAUCUGCACACCACCCAAAGACCCCUGUUCUUAAAGUCUGUCCCCCCACCGGCUUCCUGCGUGCAACGCAAGCCUCGCCGCCGUCAUUGUCUGACAGCGAGCUGGAAGUCUCCAGCCUGUCCAGCCUUGACUUCCAAAUCCCGCCCCCACCUCUCUUCAGCGGUCCCCUUCCCCCUGCUAACCGGACCAGGACUACACCGAUCCAAGUGUCUGAACAUCUUCAUAGACCAGCUGCUCAAAGGGAUGAUAAAAGUUCUGACUCCAAAAGAAGCCGCUCCCUGACCCGGCAGCACCGGAGGGAGGCCCACAGCCGGAACGCCCCCACCGUUCACUGUGCGGCCCCCAAGAGUAUCCUGAAGCAGCCUGCUGGACUGGGCGUGGCUUCUUCCUAUAACAACAUCAGGAAGACAAAGUCAGUAGAGUUGCUUGACGGUGCUGACCCUCGCUCUUUGGCAAAGGCGGGGCCGCUGCAGCUGGCCUCGCCAAACUCUUCGGCGCCACCCUCCCCCUGCAGAACCAAUUGGAACUGGAGGAUGCAGGUUCUGGAGGACAAAGUCCGCUUCUCCCACUUCCUAGAUGAGAUCACCCAUCGGGUGCUUAGUCCCGCCCGUCUCUCGCUACUUGGCAAGUCAGCAGCCCGACGAAGCACCCCCCCCUCCCUGGACAGACUGGGCCUUGCUAUGAAGAGCCAGCAGGGGGAGUCUGCACACCGCAGCCACCGCUGGGACCACUGGGUGGCGUCAUUACAACGGUCCGACAGGUGGAGCCAGUCUAUUCCGGAGGAGUGGGCAGGGAGUGAUGUAAUCAUUAAGGAGGCGGGGCAUCAACAAAAAGUGAAGAAGGGGGCAAAAAUAGUGACUCAAGCAACAGAGGAUCAGAAACACAAGCGACCUUUGUCCAGCCACUCAUUGCUCACUCACAUCAAGGAGGUUCUGUCCGAUGCUGACCGGAUCAGAAUCCUCCAGCAGCAGAAUGAAGACCUGCGGCGCCGCCUCUCUCUCUCCACCCAGAAAAUGGAGGCCAUGGAGGCGGAGUUUGACAGCAGUCGUCACUAUAUGGAGGCGGAGCUUAGCCGGACCAGGGAUGACUUGGAUAAGAUGAGGGACAAGUUUCGCAGACUCCAGAACAGCUACACGGCAUCACAGAGGGCUAAUCAGGACCUGGAGGAGAAGCUCCACGCUCUGGCUGCUGUCAGUCAGACAUGGGUUCAUGCACUACGGAAGGUGGAGAGGGACAAAAAAACAAUGGACCAGGAGAUCGUGGAGCUUACUAACAAGCUGCUGGACGCCAAGAACACCAUUGACAGACUGGAGGAGCUCAAUGAACGAUACAGGCAGGACUGCAACCUGGCGGUUCAGCUGCUCAAAUGCAACAAGUCGCAUUUCAGGAACCACAAGUUUGCUGACCUGCCCUCUGAGCUUCAAGACAUGCUGAACAAACACAUGAAGAGCAGCCUCCCAGAGCCAGGCUCCGCCCCUGGCAACCAGGACCCAGACACGCUGAGUCUGACGCCCGCAGAUGUAGUCCCUACCUCUGUCAUUGCCCGGGUCCUUGAGAAGCCCGAGCCGUUAGUUUUGAACUCUGCUCAGUCCAGCAGCUGUGGCCGGCCCGUCGCUGAGGACGUGUUCGUCCACGUGGACAUGACGUGCACAGAGGGCGGCGCUGGCCCAGAGGUGCUGCAGCAGAACGGGUCUUGUCUGAGCAACCUCGAUGAGGAAGUGGGCGGAGUGCCGUCCUUUGAGAAGCUUAACCCAUACCCGGCGCCGCUGCCCCCCCACCCGCUGUAUCCAGGCCGCAAGGUGAUUGAGUUCUCGUCCGACGACAAAGUCAAGAUCCCCAAAAACUCGCCGCUGCCAAACUGCACCUACGCUACCAGGCAGGCCAUCUCCCUGAGCCUGGUGCAGAAUGACGACGAGCGGCAGAUGCCAGGUAGUCCCGCCCAGUCUUGUAGUGGGGGGGUUGGAGCUGCGCAGCGCACCCCGCCAUCGCACCAUGACGCCGCCAGUGAACCUCUGUCCAGCCAGUCCAGUCCCUUCAGCAGCCCGCCUCAGGCCCCCAGUGUUCUGGCGAGCUCGGGCAGCUCGGAGGAGGACUUGCUGGCCAGCUGGCAGCGGAUGUUUGUGGAGAAGAUGGCUCCACCUUCUGAUGGUUCACUGCUGCACCGCACCGCCUUCAGCUCCCAGACGGCUCAGGAGCUACAGAAGAGGAGGCAGGUAGUCGGGGGCGGGGCUUCUGCCACGUCUGACCGCCACAGGGCAGCGUACUCAGACGGUGAGGAGGGUUCAUCCGCGCGGAGCUGGACGCCGAGUCGCGGCUCCAGCCUGGACACGGACACAGACACUGAGCCGCGUUCUGGAAGGAGGGGGGGGCUUCGGCUCAAGUGAGGAAGGUGAGAGGUUGCUGAUGGACCUGGAUGACGAUGGCGGUAGCGGCGACACGGCGGUUACCGUGGCCAUUAGCCCAGAAGAAAAGGAGGGGGAGAGCUCGACCGAGGAGCGGGACAUCCUCCCCCACGACUUGCCUGUCAUGUCGCCACGCCUAAUGGAAAUUGACCCCACCCUCAGCACUCCCCAGCGACCACAGAGAAGUCCUAAGAGGAUGGGGGUGCACCACCUGCACCGCAAAGACAGCCUGACCCGAGCCCAGGAGCAAGGCACACUGCUGGACUGAUGGUCAGUGUCAAUGGCAACCAGACAAGCGGCCACACCCACACAGGAUAUAGCCAUACUCUCAAAGUACGCUGCCCUGCUCACGGGUCUGUGUGUGAGUCCCAAGAAAAGACUCCAGACUAAAACUAGAUUACACCCUCACGUGCACACUCAUGCACUCUCACACACUUGCACACUGUCAGUGCCUCCUAACAUCCUAUCUAAAGUUGAAAGUAACGGAUCUGUAUAACAGACUUAAUUUGACGUUUCUCGAAGCGCUGGUUUACAGUCGCUCUUCCACCUGAUUGUUUCUCGUGUUUGACCUUUGACCUUGUUCUUAUGGUGACACAGAGGGGGGGCUUCUCCACAACUUUCACCUGGAAUGUAAUUAUGAGUGGGUCUGUUUUUACCUGCAGUGUUUUGGUUGUUUUCAUUUCGGGACGAACAGCAGAACUGCUGCCCUCUAGUGGAUCGGUGAAGUAGCUCAGGUUGUGGCUCCUGCUGUCACUGAUUUGACCCCGCCUCUGGGCUGGUGGAGGCUCAAGUAUUGAUCUGUUUAGACUUGAUUAUAAGUUUUGAUAAUCACUGAAUGUUGGUUCUGAAAACCACCUCAAAAUCCUGAAUGUUUUAACUAUGUCACAGAAUAAUAGACCACUCGAGGUUUAAUGACUUACUAAAGAACCUGUUAGAUCUGUUAGGGGAACUUGGGCUCAACCUCUAGAGUCUGUUUUUUUGCUGUGCUCCUGAAAGUAGACCAGCAUCAGAGAUGAUCGUCUUCACUUACAGAUACUGGCCCGAAUGUACGCCCUACCCACUAAAGCUGCUUGCUCUGACGUCCCACACACACUUAAACACAACACCAUCAACAUCCGUCGGGAGUGUCCAGCUCCAGGCCAUGCUGGCCACUGUUCUGCUUCUUCUUCUCUUCUUUAGAACAGGGAUGUCUGGAACUUGAGCAAAAUGGGGUCCACCAGUCCUGGAAUCGAACACUCCCUGAUCAUAGUGUGUCCACUUGAAGUAACACUAUGUCCUGGCAUGCAUUACAGGUCCUGGGGGUGUUCUUUGUGAGCUUGAGGUUUGGGGCUUGCAACGUCUGUUGGUGUGUCUGGUUGUGAGGAAAUCACAUGGUGCCAACCAGGCAUGGCUGACGUUGCAAACAAUAUAGGGUCUUACCACAGUGGUGCAAACGCUCCAACACAGCUCCCAGGAUGCAUGAGGGCUCACCUUAGCAAACUCAUUGGUUGCUGGUUCAGUGGCCACGCCCCCUACUCUGUGGAGGCGGAUCUCUCACCUAGGCAUGGGUGCUUUAAGAGAGGAACUGUUUUUGUUUCACUUCCUGUUGGGGAGAAAUCUCUGACUGUUAGAGCUCUGACUUUAUUUUCACAGUUUGUAAACAAUGUAUAUUUUGAAGCAAAUAAACAUAUUUUAAAACUAAA